UCUGGUAGCCAUGAAUUUCAGCUAGCUUGCCACCGACAACUGGUUGGUACACUUGAGUAAGUCCAUCCAUGUCAAGACACAAGAAGGAUUUUCUUAGUCCUACGCUGCUUCUGAGUACAUAUAGGGCCUCUCCAUCCCGCCUAUCGUCCUGCUGUGAAUCGGAUUUGGCUGGCUCACCAAAGAGACUGCAAGACCUUGGUGCAGAGCUUUUCUUGUUCCUGUUAACUUCAAUAAAAAAGGAUUUCUAAAUACAGAUUUGUGCCAGAAGAUGAACGGCCUGUCCAUACGAGAGCUAUGCUGCCUCUUUUGCUGCCCCCCCUGUCCCAGCCGCAUUGCAGCCAAACUGGCUUUUCUCCCUCCAGAGCCCACUUAUGCUUUGCUCCCCGACCCAGAUCCUGGAUCUGGAGCAACAACCGUUUCUGCCGCCAACUCUGGAGCUGCUCCACCGUCACUCGGGGCGCCGGGACUGCGUUCACGGCUGGGUAAUGCCAGUGGAUCAGACAGAGGAGGCGGUGGAGGAGGUGGUGGUGGGAGUGGCGGCGGAGGAGGAGGAGGCGGAGGAGGAGGAGGCGGCGGCGGCAGUAGUGGCGGUGCUGCCACCACCAGCAGCAGUAUCAGUGGGCCUGAAGGCAGGUGGAAGUUGCACCUCACAGAAAGAGCCGAGUUCCAGUAUUCACAGAGAGAACUGGAUGUGACCGACGUGUUCCUGACCAGAUCUAGCCGAGGGAAUAGGGUCGGGUGCAUGUACAUACGCUGUGCUCCCAAUGCCAGGUUCACAGUGUUGUUCUCACAUGGAAACGCCGUAGACCUGGGUCAGAUGAGCAGCUUCUACAUCGGCUUAGGCACCCGCAUCAACUGCAACAUCUUCUCCUACGACUACUCAGGCUAUGGUGUUAGUACCGGCAAGCCAUCUGAGAAGAACCUUUACGCAGACAUCGAUGCUGCAUGGCACGCCCUGCGCUCUCGGUAUGGUAUCAGCCCUGAAAAUAUCAUCCUGUAUGGACAGAGCAUUGGCACAGUGCCCACAGUAGAUCUAGCAUCAAGGUUCGAGUGCGCUGCAGUGGUCCUUCAUUCUCCUCUCACCUCUGGCAUGAGGGUGGCCUUCCCUGACACAAAGAAAACAUACUGCUUUGAUGCGUUCCCCAACAUCGAGAAGGUUUCAAAGAUCCCAUCUCCAGUGCUCAUCAUUCACGGUACAGAAGAUGAGGUGAUCGACUUCUCCCACGGCCUCGCCCUGUUCGAGCGCUGUCCCAAGGCCGUGGAGCCCCUGUGGGUGGAGGGGGCCGGCCACAACGACAUCGAGCUUUACAGUCAGUACUUGGAGAGGCUACGGCGUUUCAUCAACCAGGACCUGGCUGCGCAGCACGCCUGAGAAACAAGCAGCCUCUAUGUGUUUGUAUCUAUGACACUGUGUAUGUGUGUGUGUGGAAGCAUGUUUGCAAUGAACGCGUGAAUGAUUUCGGUCACAUCUGUGUGUCUUUAAAGCAGCACACCUACAGGUUCAACACAAACACGACCUACGUUGUGUUUCCUGUUUUUAAAGGUGACAAAAUUUUUUAAAACGUCAUUAUCUUUAUACAUUUGUACAGUGUUGGUGAAACACUAUGGAACAGAUCAAGUCAUUUCAGAGCUGCAGUGUCAUAGGACGACCUGGAAUUGCAGCCUCAAAACACGUCGACUUAAUUCAAUUGAUAAGUGAGAGAUUUUUGUCCACAAAGGCACACAGAUGUAAUUCUGAAGUGGUGUUGGUGAGAAUGCUGUGAUUGUGUGUGUGUGUGUGUGGGGGUGUGUGUGUGUGUGUGUGUUCAAACCUCUCUGGAUCUGUGCGCACACAUUAGUAUGUGUGAGUGAAUGUGUGUAGAAAUGAAGGACAUCCUGAUGACUUGGAAACCUACAGUAGUGGAAGGCUAAUGAGGACAUCAAUAUUGAUGAUUCUUUUUGUUUUUUAAUCAUGUAAUUUGUGUAUUAUGAAGAAUACCUCCACAGUUUGACUAGUUCUCUUUUCCAGUGGACAAUUACUGAUCAAGCAUGUAUCCUCCCCCUCUUCACUACUUGUUUACCUUUUUAAUGGACAUCAGUCUGACUGCCAGGGCAUUCCCAAGUUUUUCUCCAGCUAACACUAACCUACUUAAUGUGUGGUUUGGGGUGAUCUGUCUGCAGACCUCUUGUUGUAGCCUGAAAUCCUUUCACAGCUUGCAUGGCUGCAGAGAGUCUCAUACUUUCCCUCAUUAUUAAUUCUCAAAAGGCCAACUUUCAUGUCUUUUACAGACCUAAACUUUCCACUAAGUAGCAGAAACAAGUUUUAGGGAAUAAAUUAAUUUCCCAUUCAGAAAAAAAAAAAUUAAUAAUAAUUUCCUUGGUUUUUAAACGCAAGUCUGCUCUGUCAUUUCAUCAUGUAAACCCAGAGUGGGCGCGCUGAAAGAUAAAAAAAAACGUUUGCAGACACUCCAGGAAGUGGCUGCUUCUGAACAAGAAGCGGUAAAGAACGUAGCACCUCAUUAGACCGCGAUGAGGUGACGCAGUGGAGGGGUUGUUGUGUUUAAAAGGUUAUGGCAACAAAAGUUAUAAUGAUGUGUGAGUUAUUUAAUGUUCUUGCUUAUGAGGUAGAAUGGAACAGAAUGCAACUUUCUCACUUUUUUUUUCUUACAAAAAAGAAUUUGGGAAUAGAUUUGCAUUUAUUUUGGAUUUUCUUUAAUCGACUCAAACUUUAAAUACAUCCUUGUUGAUAUUUGGAUAUAUGUCUCAUAGUAAGUUGAAGGCAAGCCACAGAAGGUUCAGGAAACUUUUAACAUGUUUGUGACAGAAUCUUGCCUGAAUAUCUGAACAUGGAUCCAGCUUUUAAAGACAGUCUCGUAGUUUCUCACUGAGGCUUAGUUUCAACAUAUUCCAAAAGCUUGAUGUCGGUCUGCUUAAAAACCAGUUUCUAUUUAUACUUGGGAUCAUCGUUCCUGUUGAAAACACAGUCAUUGCUUUGGUCUGAGUUGAGUAAUUUGGAGGCAGUCCUUAAUCUUUUUUUAUUGUUUCUGUACUGCUGCCAGCAGAAUUGACCUCUCAGCAUGAUGCUGCCACCACCCUUUGUUGGUUAAAUAGAUUUGCGUUUGAAAGCCUCACCUUCACACUUUCAACUUCUCAUUGUCUCCUCUGACUAUAAAUCGUUUCUCCCUAAAACCUUUAGCUUGACUUUGUGGCCAGCUGCAGAUUUCAGGUUUUGGAGCAGUUCUUUCUUGCUCUGCUGCCUCUCAGUCCUCACUGAUAUUAAACUCGGUCCACCGGACAUUGACUCUGCUGUUUCAGCAGCUUCCACACCCCAGACAAUUUCCUUUCAUCCACAGCUGACAACUUGGAACAGACAAACUAUUUAAAUUUAAAGUUUUGGAAAUAUUCAAGUCAGAAUAUUUAGCCAGAAUUUGCUAAGACAUUUAUCCAAAGUAUAAGGACAUAUAAGGACAUGUAUUUUGUGAUUUGAAAAAGUGAAGUUGUAUAAUCCUUUCACCCUGGGAAAAUUAAGUCUAAAAUAAAACAGAAAAUUAUG
Molecule: messenger RNA, 3532 nt
Organism: Poeciliopsis prolifica (blackstripe livebearer)
Lineage: Eukaryota; Metazoa; Chordata; Actinopteri; Cyprinodontiformes; Poeciliidae
Gene: abhd17aa
Product: abhydrolase domain containing 17A, depalmitoylase a
Exons: 6
Coding region: 269-1372 (367 amino acids)
Biological process (GO): protein depalmitoylation
Cellular component (GO): plasma membrane; endosome membrane
Molecular function (GO): palmitoyl-(protein) hydrolase activity
Source: RefSeq, a predicted model, not a curated record